Molecule: messenger RNA, 5588 nt
Organism: Aspergillus campestris IBT 28561
Lineage: Eukaryota; Fungi; Ascomycota; Eurotiomycetes; Eurotiales; Aspergillaceae
Gene: utp10
Product: snoRNA-binding rRNA-processing protein UTP10
Exons: 4
Coding region: 82-5484 (1800 amino acids)
Biological process (GO): maturation of SSU-rRNA from tricistronic rRNA transcript (SSU-rRNA, 5.8S rRNA, LSU-rRNA); positive regulation of transcription by RNA polymerase I
Cellular component (GO): small-subunit processome; t-UTP complex; 90S preribosome
Molecular function (GO): snoRNA binding
Source: RefSeq, a predicted model, not a curated record
CCCGUCGAGAUUGAAGAAGAAGUCUGCCGAGGGAUGGAUGUGUUGACUGUGUCACGAUAAAGAAUAAAUACCGGUUGCACAAUGGCCUCGUCCCUCGCCGCGCAGCUGUCGCAAGUCGCGGCAAACUCUACGAAUCAGUUGAACCUCAAGGCUCAGAGGCUAGCGCAUGCGAAAUCCUUGAUAUUUGACACGAAAGUUGCUGGCUCGCAGGACUUUGAAACGGUCUACCAGAUAUGCUAUGAAGGUUUCACCGAAAUAUGUCAGCUGGACCCUCGGUUCGCGCCGUUCGAGCGCACGAUUUUCAGCGAGCAGAGCAAGGCCGAGGACCGGACGGAAAUGAACGCUGCCCAGAAUAAAGAGCUUGACUCGGUUCUGGAGGCAUUUUUGACGUUGGUCGGGGGAAGGCUUUUGCUGAGCCCUGCGGUCAAAGCCGUGGAGUGGCUUGUCAGGCGCUUCAGGAUUCAUGAAUAUAACACGGCAUUCACCAUCCUCACUUUCCUACCUUACCACACCACGCCCUUGUUCUUAAAUUUGCUGUCGAUCCUACCGGAGGACUUGACGCCCACCUUCAAGAUCCUGUACCCGUAUAAAAGCGGCGCCGUCAAUCCCCCUCGCCAUCCCCUCGUGCACAGCGCGACGACAAACAAGCCGUUCUUUACCGCCCUGAACAGUUAUGUUCUCCAGGCUGGCCGACAAGAUGCCGGUCAUCACGCGCUUCUGACGUUCUGGGCCGGGAUCGCCACGGAGGCUGUUGCUGGGAUGUUGGACGCAGGACGUGCGGGUCGGCGGGCAGAGGAGAAGGAAAAGCACGACGACGUUGUCCUUCAGGUGCUUCCUGUCAUCAGUGAUGGAUUGGCUAUGAAGGGAGUCUCGGAGCUUGUGAUUGGCUGUUAUAUGCUUUGCGUCGUUCUAGCCCAGAAAGCUGCACUCCAGGACAACGUGCUCGAUAGCUUAAUGGAGGCCAUCGCGGGUUCUUGGACGGACGAAACGCUAAACUCGGGCCUCAUUUGUCUUUCGGUGUUAGCGCAGCGGAAGCCCGACACAAACCUUCCUAAGCGGGCUUUCAGGGCAAUCCUUCGACUGGAGAACCCUAUUCAAAAGCUUGCCGAGAUCUCAGGCCAGUACAAGACAUCUAACCUUCUCCUGGGUCUGGUGUCUGGGUGCGUUGGAGACCUUCACAAGCAGAAGGAUACCACGCGUCUUGAUAUGCUUUCGCUUAUGUUCGAGACUCAGCUUUUGGGAGAGGCCGAUGUGGGCCCUGCCAUGGCCCUGGUCCUCCAUGCGGUCACCACUGCUAACAAGGACGGCGGAAUACCUCUGCAAUUCCAAACACACCUUGCCGAGCUAGUCCAGGACUUCAGCCGAUCCGAAACUCUUGGCCCUAUCUUCCAGAAAACCAUCGAGGAGCGCUCUAUUGAUGUCACAAACCUGGAGCAUAGCCUACAGACUGUGAUUGAGGCCGUGCCCACGACCCAAGCCGUGAAGGAUGUCGAGAUGGACGAUGCAGACAAGGAAGAGGAGCAGGAAGAUCUCACGCCAUUUUUGGUGUCGUUGCAGAAAGAGAGCCUAUUCAAGGACUCUUUCCUCGGCGUACAAUCCAGUCCUGUAUUUGAUCGUCUUGUUCAAACCUUCGCGCUUGCUGUCGGUUCGCAAGAGAAUUUGGACUCCUUCACCGGCUUGCCGAUCCUUGGAAAGACGAAUGCUACCAAGUCUCCGCAAUAUCUGUCGUUCUUUACCAGGGUCUUCUCUGGCCCUUUUCCCACCGGAAUCCGGGCCAGUGCUCUCAGCCUCGUCUCCUCAGUGCUUUCCACUUCCGCCGCCGUCGAUUACCAGGGUCUCCUCCCUUUUCUGCUGGUCGCCUUGACGGACUCCUCGGAGAGAAUCCGUCGCGAAGCGACAGGUGCCCUGCUCGCUGUGGCGGAGCUGUACGCGAAAAUCAAAGGUGACGGAAAGGAUGACAUCUGGGCCCGGGAUUCGCUCUACGGUCAAGGAAAAUCCUCCAAAAGCGUCCAGUGGCUUUCGAACCGCGAUGCACAGAAACUUUUUGAGCGCGCUUUGAUCCCCGGACUGGAAGAGUAUGUCCUUGAUGCGGCUCACAUCGGGCAGGUUUUGGAGGCUACGCUCCGCGGUACUACCGCUGAUUCCGGAGCGUCUGAGCUCAAAAAGCCUCUGCGGUUGAGUGUUUUCAGUUUCCUCUGUUCCCACAUCGUGCAUAUGCCGCUGUUCGCACCCAAAUUGGUGUUGCUGAAGCUUGUUAACGGCAUUGACAAGGCGGGCGGCGCCACUCGCACGAAGGAACUCGAACCUCUGUUGAAGACGUGGAAGGAGAUGAGCGAACAGCGGGUCCAGGAGGCCUGUGAUAAGGAACGCGUACCCGUGCCGGAAAUGGAGAACCAAAUCGUUUCGACCGUUACGCCCAAGGAAAAGGAUGCGAUUGCUAUCCUCUUGUCCACUAUCAGCCCGUACUCCGAUUCGCUGCGUCCUUCGUUUGCCAGUGCCGUCUUCGACCGCAUGAGGGGCAUCUGGACCAACGUUGCAGAGGACCGACGGGUCGUCUCUGCAGAGAAGCUCUUCGAUAUCUCGAUCGGCUCCGAUUCGCCGCUUGCCAGUGGAUGCAGGGAUGUUCUUAGAGCCGUUGAGCUUCCUGGCGCCGUGCUUCUGCACUUCCUCCUGAAAAUCCCCGCUUCUGUUACGGAUAUUGAGGGUCUGGGUCCGGCCCCCAAGAGAAGACGCACCAGUCAGAACAACAUGGUGGCAAUGACCGUCAAGGACGAGGCCAAGCUCAGCCAGCUCAUGGAGCAGAUGACGUUCAUUCUGGAACUGGUGGACGGGUCUUCCCCCGAGACUCACCCGGAAUUGGCCGAUGGCUUGUUCCAAGUUCUGGCCGCCCUCCAUCACUUCAAGGCGCAGGUCCAGUCGGGCAUGAGCUACCUGCUCAGCUUGGCCCUGGGCAGCCUCCUGGCCAUCGUCAAUAGAUCCAAGGCUACUGCAAAGGCGCAGUUUGACACCUCGGUCAUUCGUGCGGACUUGGUUGUGGACUGUGUGCGCACCACGGAGAGCCCUCAAGUGCAAAAUGCAGCUCUACUCCUUGUUGCUGGCCUGUCUGUUAUUGCGCCCGAGUUGGUGCUCCACAGCGUCAUGCCAAUCUUCACGUUCAUGGGAUCCAGUGUUUUGAGAAAGGAUGACGAGUACUCGGUUUCUGUGAUCGACCAGACCAUUGACCAAGUUGUUCCCGCGCUCAUCCAGUCCCUACGUAACCAGAAACGGGACGUCGUCUCUGGAACGUCGGAACUGCUGCUUAGCUUUACGGCUGCAUUCGAGCACAUUCCAUCUCACCGCCGUCUGCGACUCUUCCAUGCGCUCAUCACCAAGCUUGGAACUCAAGAUUUCCUGUUCGCGGUUCUUGCCAUGCUCGCCAACAGGUACUCUAUGGACAAGGAUGUUCUUAUCUUGAUGUCCGGCUUGGCCUCCGACGCGAGCGCUCCGAUUGAAUUGAGCACCUACAGCAAGUAUCUCGGACUGGUCAGCGAUUCCCUCAAGCCCAAGCCGGGCAUUUCCAACGUCCUUCUCGGAAUUGGCAGCGAUGACGGCCGUGAACCCCAGAAGGUCGCCGUUGACCUGCUCCGCGCGCUGGCUUAUCUUCUCAGACAUUCUUCCCUGAAGUCGAAGAUGAACAAGGCGUUCGCUGCAGAGGGCGAUGCCACCACCCAAAUCCGGACCCUGUUCUCCCAGAUCUUGGAGCAAAUCCUGUCCAUCGGGGACGUCACCCAGAACAACAUGAAGUCCGUCAGCCAGGCGAGUGGUGAGGUCCUCAGCGCGCUAUUCGGCACCUUGUCGGCUGUGGACUUCCUCGACACUAUCGAAGUGCUGCUCCAACGACCCAGUGAUGAGCUCCGCCGGAAGGUUUUCCGACUUCUCGAAGGCCGUCUGCGCCAGAACCCCGAGCGCGACGGCGCAUCGCAGGUCAGGAUGCUGGACUUCUUGCCCACCCUGGUCAGUGUCGUCGAGUCAUCGCCUGACAUUCUCCUCAAGCACGCUGCGGUGGCUUGUAUCGACCGGAUUGCCGAACAGUACGGCAAGAAGGACCCGUCCAAGGUCAUCCGUGCCGCCCAGGUUAUCGCCAGCGAUUCUUGCAUCGGCCAAGAGGACGACCGCAUUCGCGUUAUGGGUGUGCUGUGCCUGGCCUCGAUGGCCGAGGUCUUGGGUCAGUCCAUGAUCCCGGCGCUCCCCGAGGCACUCCGUCGUUCGUUGGCGUUGUUGGAGCUUAGCCUGGAGGAGGGCAAGACGAACUCCCGACUGCACGACGCCGUUUACUCGUGGUUCUCUGCGCUGUUUGUCCAUCUCCCGUACAUGGUUUCUUCGGGAUACCUUGAUAAGCUGCUCAUCCUGUCCUUCAAGUCUGCCAACUCCGAAGGAAACGAGGACGAGAGCCGACAAGAGGCUCUGCAACUCAUGGCCCGGAAGGCUGAUCUGGCUGCUACUCUGGGAGCAGUGGACCGCAACUGGCAACACGCCGUGGCUGCGGGCCCCACCGCCACGAAGGAGACUCUGGAGAUUGUCAGCCUGGCGAUCGAGAAGCACCCCAAGUCCGCGACCGCGCAGAACCUGACCGCUCUGACGAACUUGCUCUUCAAGGUGUUUGAUCUGCGCCGUGAGCAGGUAUCGCUGGGAGCCAAGGCGACGUUGGAUACCUCUGAUCUGGAUGAGGUCGAGGAGACGCUCAACGAAGUCAUGAUUAAGAUGAUCUACAAGUUGAACGACACCGCCUUCCGCCCCAUCUUCACCAAGCUCCUGGAGUGGGCCACCACCGGUCUCACGAAGAAGGAAACCCAGGGUAACCUGUCUCGACUGACGACGUUCUACAAGUUCCUGCAGACGUUCUUCGGCACUCUCCAGUCCAUCGUCACCGGCUACGCGAGCUACAUCAUCGAGAGCGUCGUCGCAGUCCUCCGCAAAGCGAACCCCAGCGACCCCAACAGCAAACCCCUCUGGCUCGCCACGAUGCGCAUGCUGCAGAAGGCAUUCGAGCACGACCAAGAUGAAUUUUGGCAAUCCCCAUCGCACCUGAGCGCGAUCUCGCAACCGCUCAUCUCCCAGCUCGGCCAAGCCAAGACCUCCGCCACCGCAGCGCUAGUCAUCGCCGAGACCGUCCCGGCCAUCACGGAGCUCGCCGUGGCAGCCGACUCAACCGACAACCACAAGGAGCUGAACACCAUCCUGAUGCAGUACCUGCGGCCGUCCGCCGGACCGACCGGCAAGGCGGCAGGCGGCGAGAACCCUUACACGCGACUUGCAGCCCUCAAGGCGGAACAGUCGCUCACGGAGCAGCUGGGCGAGGAGUGGCUUGCUCUGUUGCCUGAGAUGCUGCCUUAUAUUAGCGAGCUGAUGGAGGAUGAGGAUGAGAGUGUGGAGCGCGAGGUGCGCAGAUGGGUGAAGAUGAUUGAGGAUGUGUUGGGCGAGCGGUUGGAUGAUAUGUUGACGUGAUUUUGAAAUACUUUUCUUUCUUUUUAUUUAUUGAAGUUUACGCACUUGGGAUGGCGUUUGUUUGUCUGUAUAAAAGUCGAUAAUAGAUGUAUACACAUUAUUGC